AUGGCUUUCCAAGCACCAUCUGAGAUUGUUGAUCUAGCUCUUGUUCCCCAUACUCCUCGAUAUCCUCAACGUAUUCGUAAACAUGCUAUUGGUUCUCGUUGGGUUUAUAAGAUUAAAACCAAGUCUGAUGGUUCAGUUGAGCAUUAUAAGGCUAGAUUGGUUGCCAAGGGUUUUAAUCAGCUGUAUGGUUUGGAUUAUGAGGAGACUUUUGCUCCUAUUGCCAAGAUGACGGCUUUGGAUGUCAAAAAUGCAUUUUUGAAUGAAAAUCUUCAUGAAGAGGUUUAUAUAGUUCCUCCUCCUGGUCUUUCUCGCUCUCCUGGAUAUGUUUGUAAGCUCAAGAAGGCACUUUAUGAUCUUAAACAAGCACCUCGUGCCUACCAUCAUGACUCUACCCUAUUCUUUAGAUGUACUUCGGUUGGUUGUAUUCUACUUUUGUUGUAUGUUGAUGAUAUAAUUAUUACUGGUGAUGAUGUUGGUUGGAUUGCAGAUUUAAAAUUAGAGUUGGCUCAUCGUUUUGAAAUGAAAGACUUAGGUGCUUUAUCUUACUUUUUGGGUAUUGAAAUUGCUUCUUCUCCUAGAGGUUAUCUUCUCUCUCAAUCUAAGUAUACUAUGGAUGUCAUUGAGCGUGUUCGUCUUACUGAUACUAAAAUUGCUGACACUCCUCUUGAGUCCAAUGCUAGAUAUUCACCAUCUGACGGUGUACCUUUGACUGAUCACACUUUAUAUUGCACCAUUGUUGGAUGUCUGGUUUAUCUUACCAUCACACGUCCUAAUAUUGCUUAUGUUGUUUACAUUGUUAGUAAGUUUGUUUCAGCUCCUACUACAGUUCAUUGGGCUGCUGUUGUUCGUAUUUUGCGCUAUCUUCGUGGUACUUGCUUUCAGAAUCUUUUGUUCUCAUCGACCUCCUCUUUAGUGGUCAGUGCCUAUUCUGAUGUUGAUUGGGCCAGCAGCCCUACCGAUCGCAAGUCCACUACUGAUUUUUGUAUAUUUUUGGGUGAUUCCCUUAUUUCUUGGAAGAGUAAGAAACAGACUGUUGUUUCUCGUUCAUCUACUGAGGCGGAGUAUCGUGCUAUGGCCUCCACUACUACUGAGAUUGUAUGGUUGCGUUGGUUACUUGCAGACAUGACUGGCACCAUUACCCCACCGUUUGUUUCUUCAUCAUUGCAGGUUGCUGACUUCUUCACAAAGUCUCAUCCAGUUCAACGUUUUCGUUUCUUGCUUGACAAACUCUCGCUGCUUCUUGCUGUGACAUCGUGA
This is a messenger RNA of Olea europaea var. sylvestris, 1257 nucleotides long. RefSeq lists its product as uncharacterized. Bases 1 to 1257 code for a protein of 418 amino acids. Lineage: Eukaryota; Viridiplantae; Streptophyta; Magnoliopsida; Lamiales; Oleaceae. The record is from RefSeq and is a predicted model, not a curated record. The transcript has 5 exons.